Pecten maximus is the source of this 3471-nucleotide messenger RNA. Its product is annotated as solute carrier family 23 member 2-like. Gene Ontology annotation, molecular function: transmembrane transporter activity. Gene Ontology annotation, biological process: transmembrane transport. Lineage: Eukaryota; Metazoa; Mollusca; Bivalvia; Pectinida; Pectinidae. The record is from RefSeq and is a predicted model, not a curated record. Gene Ontology annotation, cellular component: membrane. The transcript has 7 exons. Bases 439 to 1599 code for a protein of 386 amino acids.
UACAAAUUCGUUUUUCAAUGUAAGUAUGUCAAUGGAAGACACUGGGUUCAGUUCCGAGGGAAAUGCAACAAACCUGCAUAUCAUUGAGAUUAAAAGGGAACGUGCUAUUACAAAACUGCGUGAGGUAAGAUCGGGUCUAUCUGUCUAAAGACAGUAAUCACCAUCGAAUCAUACAAUGACAAAACCGCUGUAUGGUGUUACUUUGUAUUAUAAACAUAAUUUCCCGCUAGGUUUCACAUACAUGCAUUUGUAUCUAGAAUAUCCGAGUUUAUCAUUUAACUGUGCCGUUUAAAUUAAAAUUUAUGAACCGCUUUUAUUGAAAUUGAACAGUUUCAGGGCUGUUUGAUCCUGGUAGGAAUAAUUCACUGCCUCGUCGGACUAACAGGAGCGGCUGGCAUCGUCCUUAAGUUUAUUGGGCCUGUAACAUUGGUCCCUGCUAUGUUGUUAGGUGGUAUCUUCAUGUCAAGGGCAACAACAAAGUUUGCUAGAUCCCAUUGGGGUCUAUCUGCAAUCACAGCAGCCACCGCUCUGGUACUCUCUCUUUACCUCAGCAACCGGAAGAUGCCGUUUCCGGCUUGGUCCAGGAAAAGGGGAUUUCAUAUCUUCUGGUAUCCCUUCCAUCAAGUCUUUUCGAUUCUGAUUGGUUUACUUGUUGGCUGGGGACUGUCGGCUGUUCUGACGAUAACAGGCGUGUUGACAGACGAUCCCUCUAAGGGUGAAUACAUGGCCAGGACGGAUGCACAAGCAGACAUUAUCGCAAAGGCCAGCUGGUUUAAAGUCCCCUAUCCAAAUCAAUUUGGAACGCCAUCUUUCGACACGGGAGUAUUCAUUUCCUUUUUCAUCGGUACACUUACCUCUAUCCUUGACUCUAUCGGCGACUACUACGCAUGCGCUAGGACUUGUAAUGUACCUCCGCCACCACGCUAUGCUGUUAACAGAGGUCUGGCUGUGGAAGGUUUCGGAAGUACCUUGUCAGGGUUAUUAGGAUGUGGCCACGCAACCACUACGUACGGGGGAAACAUCGGGGCCAUUGGCCUAACAAAGGUAGCAAGUCGGGAUGUUUUACUGUGGACGGCAUUCAUCUACAUAGUUUUCGGCCUCGUUGGUAAAGUAUCUGCAGUCUUCAUAACCAUACCGCUUCCGGUCCUAGGUGGCGCCAUGAUCGUCAUGUUUGGAAUGUUUAAUGGUAUCGUCCUAUCCAACCUCCAGGUGAUAUCACUUUCAUCUACUCGAAACCUCGCUGUCAUCGGAGCUUCUCUACUUUUAGGUCUGAUGGUCCCUUACUGGUUAGAGGCCUUUCCGGAUGAUCUUCAAACUGGCAGUGCCUACAAUGACAACAUAAUAAAGACACUACUAUCAAACCCUAUUCUGAUAGGAGGAGCCUUUGCAGCCUUUCUUGAUAACACAGUUCCUGGUACGGCAAAAGAACGGGGAAUCACGGCGUGGCAGGAGCCGGAAAAAAGCGAUCAGUCUCAGAUAUAUAGCGAAGGUCUGGAAGUGUACAUACCCCUUCUACCCGCACGCUGGCUCUCGUGGAAGGUGAUGAAGUACCUACCCUUCUGUCAAUAUAAAGCUCAGGAGGAGGAUGACAUCACCUAAGGAUGACAAUCAUACCCCAUCGACAGACUACAGAAUGUGCAAUUACUAGGAAAUAAGCAUUUCCAAUAUAUAUUAUUAUAUCCUAAUAUCAACAAAUGAAUUUACAGACUCAUUUUUGCAAAAUCUAGGCAAUUUCUAAAUAUUUCGUGAUCAGAUGAUGAAGGCGUUUAGAUUCAACUAUACUAAGAUUUAGUUGUAUUCUAUAUUCUAUAGCUAUAUUCAAUCCUGAAAUGAUCAAUAAUGUUCCAUAUUUAGCUUUACAAUUCGUCUUAGAGGAUCAGUUUUUAUUUUUUAUUUAUUUUUUUUUAAAUCCUCAUACAUGAAAUACAGCAGACGGAAUGUUAGAAUAAAGGAGUUUUGAAGAAAAAGAAGAGUAAGAAACAAUAGGAAUUAGAAGAUGUUAGAGUAUAUAGAACUAAGGGAAAUUAUGAUAAGGGAAAUAUAAUUUGAACAAAUGUGUUAUCGAUUGUGGAAAGUGUAAAACCAACGAAAUUUUUAAAGGAAAAUAGGAACUUCAUGUCAAAAAUAAUUCCAAAGUUACGGCGGAAUAACGGGGAGAUAAUAACAGAACAAGGGACUAAUUUGAAUAAGUAUAAUUUUUUAUGAACAAUUAGGUGGGGUUGAUUUUAAAUUUUAAAUGUUUUUGAAAACAAAAAUUUCGUUGUACGGUCUAUAAAUUUUGGUAAUAUAAAAGGUCGAUUAUCAGUUACAAAAGAGGAAGAAGUGGUGACGAAUUUCUCUUUCAAAUAUCGCUUACAGUAUUGCCUCAGGUUCAAUAGCUAGUAGGUUUGAAUCAGUUUAAUACAAAAUAAUAAACUUGGCUUAUCUAUGAUAUCAUGCAAUACACUGAGGAAAAUAAUAAAUCAGGAAAGCUAUUACUAACAGAUUGACUACUAGAUUACUAAUAGAAAAGGUUGCAUGCUAAUUCCAAUUCUACUAUAAUUCAAGGAGGUGAUGCAUCGUCAUUUUUUUAAUAUAAAACGUGGACCAAAUCGCUCCUUAUAUAUUCAUUCUCUGUAAUGAAUUUUGGCAAUACGUCUCAGAAACAAUAAUAAUAUAAAUGGUAUAAAUAUUAACUCUCUUAUUUUAUCUUCUAAAUAUACAGAUGACACUUCAUUAAUAUUGGAUGGAAGAGAGAAAUCAAUGAAGGAAACUGUUGAAGAACUGAAUAUGUUUGCAAAAUGAAAAUGAGCAAUAUUCAAGUGGUAUGGAUAGGCUGUAAAAAGUAAAGUUAUGAAUAAUCCUUCUUCCUGGUAUGAAUUUUUAAUGAGGGGUGGAUAUAUUUACACUGCUUGGAAUUUGGAAGUAUAAUUAAAAAUUGGAAUAAAAGUAUACUUAAUCCAUUAGGAAAUAUCAAUAUACUUGAAUCUUUACUAAUAUCACAGUUGAAUCAUCUGUUAAUUUCUUAACAAAAUCCAAACGAGAAAUUUAUAAAACAGCUUAAUUUGAUUCUUUUCAAAUUGUUAUUGAAUGCAAAACUGACAAAGGAAGGAGAUAUGAUGCACUUAGAAAAUGGUUAAUUUGAUAGCUUUUAUCGAAUCUGUAAAAACUGGCGUGGUAAGAAAGAUUUUCAAAUCAGAAGGGAAAUAUAUUGUGUUCCCUUAGGGCCUAAUUUCCAAUAUCGCUCCUUCGCACCGUCGACCUAAACGCGAAAGGAGCGAAAACACGAUGGCGAAGGAGCGAUGGAACUUUGCUCCUUCUCCAUCAUGUUUUCGCUCUUCGCCAUCGUAUUUAAAUGAUGUUCCGUUAGGGCCAAAUUUCCAAUAUCGCUCCUUCGACCCUAACCCUGACGGUAUAGAACCAGUGUAGUGAUGUUAUGACAAUAUGGGUGAGUCUGAAUGAAAGUAUACACGUAGUGUGCUUUUACGUAUA